AUGGCUACUGGUGGAUCAUCAUAUGGUGGAUAUGGCUAUAAGUUUGUUGAUGGUGAGCCUAGAGAUGAAUUAAAAUGCAGCAUUUGUACACUAGUAUUACGUGAUCCUCAUCAAGUUACCUGCUGCUCAAACAGGUUUUGCAAAAGCUGUCUAGACCAAAUAAAAGGUAAAAGGUGUCCUCUAUGUCGAAAACCAAUCAAAUGCUUCAGAGAUGGUGGCAUCAAUCGUGAGAUCAUAGCUCUUAAGAUUCACUGUACUAACAGUGAGAAGGGUUGUAAGUGGCAGGGAACUAUUAAUGAAACUGGUACAUCAAUUAAUACUCAUCUUAAUAGCUGCCCCUAUCAAUUGGUACCUUGCACUAAUGGAUGUGGAGAGAAGAUUAGGAGAAGUUCACUGAAGACACAUCUGACAGACAACUGUGCUAAACGACUAGCCCAGUGUAUGUUCUGUCUAAAAAAAGGGCCUCACCAACUGAUAACAAGCAGUAGUCAUCUUGAUGAGUGUCCUGACCUCCCAGUUUUAUGUGGCUGCAGUGAGAAGAUGCCACAACGUUUAGUAGCGUCACAUAAAAAGACCUGCCCUAAAGCUGUCAUACCAUGUGAAUACCGUACUGUUGGAUGUAAUAAGGUACUGAGGAGAGAAGAUCUUGAGAAGCACAAUGAAGAAUCAAUUAAAGAACAUCUAAAGGUAGCAGUUAAAAGAAUUAAUAAUCUACAACAGGAGAUUGAUACUUUGCAGUUACUACUUCCAACCAAUCAAGUCAUUAUGCUAAACAAAUAUACAAAGAAGAAAGAACGAGAUGACCAUUGGCACAGCCCAGGGUUUUACACAUCACAAGGAGGAUAUAAGAUGUCAUUAAGUGUCUAUCCUAAUGGUACUGGUACUGGUGAAGGUACACACGUCUCUUGCUUUAUAUAUCUCAUGGCAGGAGAAUAUGAUGAUACAUUGGAGUGGCCAUUUCAAGGAAGAGUCACUAUAGAACUACUGAAUCAACUUGAGGAUAAGAAUCAUAAGAAAUGUACUGCAUUGUUUGAAUCGACAACUAAAGGCAGUCAAAGGGUGAGGGAAGGUAGAAGCACAGGUGGUGGAUUGGGUCGCAUACAGUUCAUAUCACAAGAACAGUUAGAAUAUAAUCCAGCUACUAAUUGUCAGUAUCUUAAAGAUGAUAGUCUGUACUUCAGAGUCAGUGUAAAGGCUACAUCAAAGACAAAGCCAUGGCUAGUAGGAGCAUCUGGGAUUAUACAGUCAAAAUGUUUAAAAAAUGACAAUUUUUGAUAUUAC
Amphimedon queenslandica is the source of this 1281-nucleotide messenger RNA. Its product is annotated as TNF receptor-associated factor 5-like. NCBI's taxonomy places the organism in Eukaryota, Metazoa, Porifera, Demospongiae, Haplosclerida, Niphatidae. Gene Ontology annotation, molecular function: protein binding; zinc ion binding. Gene Ontology annotation, cellular component: plasma membrane signaling receptor complex. The record is from RefSeq and is a predicted model, not a curated record. The transcript has a single exon. Gene Ontology annotation, biological process: regulation of apoptotic process; signal transduction; regulation of canonical NF-kappaB signal transduction. The coding region runs from base 1 to 1275 and encodes 424 amino acids.